AAAUAUCUAGACUACAAAAUGAUCGUUUUUACUGACGCAUUCACUGAUGACGAAUUGUUCUCAGACUCUUUCCCACAAAAGACUGAAUUUGGUGGUUUCAUCAUUAACGUCUCAUCCAAGAUGAUGAAGAAGGACGACGAUGAAGACAUUUUGUACGACAGAAAGACCUUCGAUGCCAUGGACAACAAGCCAGAUAACGUUAUUGAUGUUGACCAAGUUGUCGAAACCUUCAGAUUGCAAGAACUCACUUCUAUUGCUAAGAUUAAGGAUUGUGUUGCUACCAUCACUCCAUACUUGACUGCUUUGAAGAAGAAGAUCCAAACCAACAAGGGUGAAGAUGCUUUGAAGUCUUUCAAUGAAGAACUCAAGAAAUUCUUGAUGGACCAAGUUGGUAAGGAUUUCUCCAACUAUAAGUUCUACAUGGGUGAAUCAAUGGAUACUGAUAACGGUAUGGUUGUUUUCCAAAAGUAUAACGAUGACGGUGAAACUACUCAAUUGUACUUCUUUGCUGAUGGUUUGAAGCAAAUUAAGUGUUAAUUUUAGUAAAAGAAUUAGCUUUUUGUAA
Messenger RNA from Naegleria gruberi, 565 nucleotides. RefSeq lists its product as uncharacterized. Bases 19 to 537 code for a protein of 172 amino acids. The transcript has a single exon. Lineage: Eukaryota; Heterolobosea; Eutetramitea; Acrasida; Naegleriidae. Gene Ontology annotation, cellular component: cytoplasm. The record is from RefSeq and is a predicted model, not a curated record. Gene Ontology annotation, molecular function: calcium ion binding.